Messenger RNA from Colletotrichum graminicola M1.001, 1332 nucleotides. Its product is annotated as aldehyde dehydrogenase. The record is from RefSeq and is a predicted model, not a curated record. The transcript has 8 exons. Bases 1 to 1332 code for a protein of 443 amino acids. Gene Ontology annotation, molecular function: aldehyde dehydrogenase (NAD+) activity. Lineage: Eukaryota; Fungi; Ascomycota; Sordariomycetes; Glomerellales; Glomerellaceae.
AUGACCAUGGGCCAUCAACCAGUUGAUUUUGAUAACGACUUUGUCCAGAUAGUCGGUGGAAAAUGCGCUCCGACUCAGUCCUCGAGACAUGGUCUGAAUCCUUCCAACAAACAGCCGCUGCCUCCUGUGCCCGUCGCAACGCAACAAGACCUCGACGACGCUGUUGCUGCAGGGAAAGCCGCGUUUAAGACGUGGUCUCGCUUGCCCGAUCAGCAUCGCAAGAAGGCCGUCCUGAACUUCGCCGCCGCUAUCGAAGCCCAUAGCACCGACCUCGCCCACCUUUUAACACGGGAGCAUGGGAAGACGAUAGUGGAGGCCCAUCAUGAGGUCGAGCUCCUCCCCCUGUUCCUACGCGGCCAUGCACAGAUCGAGUGGCGGGAAGAGGUCGUAGAAGAUAGCGAGCGGCGCACAGUGGUGACGAGAUAUGUGCCGCUGGGUGUUGUCGCUGCCAUUGUCCCAUGGAGUUUCCCGUUGUUGAUGGCCACUGGCAAGCUUGCACCGGCUCUGUUGACUGGUAACGUGAUCAUCCUGAAGCCAUCACCAUUUGCCCCGUACAGCUGUUUGAAGUUGGUCGAGCUCGCUCAGCAAUUCUUUCCUCCGGGCGUUGUACAGUCGCUAAGCGGCGAUGAUGACCUGGGUCCCUGGAUGACCAGUCAUCCAGGGUUCAACAAGAUCAGUUUCACCGGUUCCGUGGCGGCUGGGAAAGAGGUCAUGAGGAGUGCCAGCAAGAACCUGACGCGUGUCACGCUCGAACUAGGCGGAAACGACGCGGCGAUUGUCCUCCCAGACGUCCAAGUCAAGAGCGUUGCGGCAAAGGUCGCGGCGAACGCGUUUAUGAAUCUUGGACAGGUUUGCAUCACAAUCAAGAGGGUUUAUGUGCACGAGGAUAUCUACGAAGAGUUCCGAGACGCCAUGGUGCAAAGCCUUGCGCAGUAUUCGAUCGGUGACGCAUCCUCGGAAACCAGCACGCAUGGCCCGCUUCAAAACGCUCCGCAACACGAGCGGGUGAAGGCGCUUUUAGACGACGUUGAAAGGGAAAGCUACAAGGUUUUAGUUGGGGGACAGGUGAAGCCAUCAUCACCAGGAUACUACAUGAAGCCCAUGAUUGUCGACGAGCCGGCCGAUGAUUCCCGGAUCGUUGUCGAGGAGCAGUUUGGCCCAAUCAUUCCACUUCUCAGCUGGAGGGACGAGGAAAAUGUCAUCACCCGCGCGAACAACUCCAGCAUGGGCCUUGGUGCGUCGGUUUGGGGUAGCAAUGUCCACAAGGCCAGCGAGCUCGCGCGUGAACUCCAGGCGGGUAGUGUCUGGGUCAAUCAACACACGGGCUUUUAA